Pelobates fuscus (common spadefoot toad) is the source of this 1431-nucleotide messenger RNA. RefSeq names its product putative tyrosine carboxypeptidase MATCAP2. The transcript has 2 exons. Lineage: Eukaryota; Metazoa; Chordata; Amphibia; Anura; Pelobatidae. The coding region runs from base 1 to 1431 and encodes 476 amino acids. The record is from RefSeq and is a predicted model, not a curated record.
AUGGAGCCUGACUUCCCACUGACAGCACGUAGCAUACGUCUGACAACCAGACCUGUUAAUGCCAAAGUUAACCUAUCGGUUCCUAUCCCCAAAACAAGGAACCCCAGCAUAAGCUCUUCCAGGAAUGUUUCAGUCAAUGUAAGCCAGAAAGUGCUCACAGGCAAAACAAAAAAUGAUUCUGGGAGAAAAUAUGUCUUAUCCAGCUUGACUGAAGGUAAAGUGUCGCAAGUCUCCACACUGCCACUUUCUCCUAAAAAGAACCUUUCAGGUCCUACCUCCAACACACGGGAUUCCAGUAACUGCUCAAAGAUGAUUUCAGCCAAUGAGAGACAGAAGGUGUUCACAAAAAGAACAAAAAUCGAUUCUGAGAAGAAACAUGUCUUACCCAGCUUGACUCAAGAGAAGGAACACAUUACUAAGAAUGAGUAUAUUAAUUUGGUUGGAAUGAAGCCAUCAAAUUUUAAAAGAGAAAAGGAUAGAUUUUUCAAAUCAAACUUUAUGUACAACCCUCAGUUUGACUUUGGUAAACCUCCCCUGCCAUCUGCCUCAGUCCAGCACAGCCAGGCUUCCAAUAGAUUUCUGCAAGUGGCUAUUAAUAUCAUACAAAACACACUCAAAAAAUAUAAAAAUUAUGAAAACUAUGAACAAGUCACAGGAGGAAAUCUUCUAACAACGAAGCAGAUCUAUCAGCAAGCACGCAAAUACAUGGAGACUGAAGGUUGUCAAGGGGAGAUCGCUGUUAAUAUCACUGAAGAUGUAGUUUCACAAGCCUCUAUGGGAACUGUGAAAAGGCAACCUACAAUGACAAUAAAUGUCUCUAUGGCACGAGAACAGUGGCUACAAGGGACACUGAGACAUGAGAUUGGAACUCAUUAUUUUAGAACUGUCAACAACAGUAAACAGCCAUGGAAUAACAGCAAAGGUCGAGAAAAGUAUGGUCUGGAACCAGCAAAUCCAACUGAGGAAGGACUGGCAACCAUCCACAGCCUUUUAUUUCAUCCUGAUCCCGAUUUGUGCAGAGUUGCCCUAUUGUACUAUACUAUCUACCAAGCAAGCUCUAUGUCCUUCAGUGAACUAUUUGAGCAUUUGAAAAUAUUUGUCAAAGACCCAGAUGCCAGGUGGUAUUAUUGUGUACGAGCAAAGAGGGGCCAGACAGACACAUCACAGCCAGGAUGUUGUAAUAAGGAUCAGGUGUACCUUGAAGGUGUUCUACACAUCCUAAGGCACAGGCAUGCCAUAGAUUUCAAGCUUUUAAUGGCAAUGGGAAAGGUUUCCUAUUUGGAUGUAAACCGUCUUAAAAAGGUUGCCAUGCUCAGCAAGCCGAGGAUCCCUAAUUUUCUCAAGGACAGGAACCAGUACAUGAUGCGUCUGGAAAAGAUAAUGCAAGUCAACAAACUAACAGACACCGUACUAAGAAAGCUUGUCGAUUGA